Molecule: messenger RNA, 2263 nt
Organism: Cygnus olor (mute swan)
Lineage: Eukaryota; Metazoa; Chordata; Aves; Anseriformes; Anatidae
Gene: RPE65
Product: retinoid isomerohydrolase RPE65
Exons: 14
Coding region: 65-1666 (533 amino acids)
Biological process (GO): zeaxanthin biosynthetic process; retinal metabolic process
Molecular function (GO): all-trans-retinyl-ester hydrolase, 11-cis retinol forming activity; beta-carotene 15,15'-dioxygenase activity; retinol isomerase activity
Source: RefSeq, a predicted model, not a curated record
CCCAGCACGCUGCCCCGGGCUCACCCUCAGCUUCGGCAGCCUCAAAUCCUUCACCGGGGAGAGAAUGUACAGCCAAGUGGAGCAUCCCGCGGGAGGCUACAAGAAGCUCUUUGAGACGGUGGAGGAGCUGUCCUCUCCGGUAACCGCCCACGUCACAGGCAGGAUCCCCACCUGGCUCAGGGGGAGCCUCCUUCGCUGCGGGCCCGGCUUGUUCGAGGUCGGGGCAGAGCCCUUCUACCACCUCUUUGACGGCCAGGCACUGCUGCACAAGUUUGACUUCAAGGAGGGGCACGUCACCUACCACCGCAGGUUUGUUCGGACUGAUGCUUAUGUGAGAGCAAUGACGGAGAAGAGGAUUGUGAUAACCGAAUUUGGCACCUACGCCUACCCGGAUCCAUGCAAGAACAUUUUCUCCAGGUUCUUUUCCUACUUCAAAGGCGUGGAGGUCACCGAUAACGCCCUCGUUAACGUCUACCCUGUCGGCGAGGAUUACUACGCCUGCACCGAGACCAACUUUAUAACCAGAAUUAACCCGGACACUUUAGAGACAAUUAAGCAGGUGGAUCUCUGCAAGUACGUCUCCGUCAAUGGGGCGACGGCACAUCCCCACGUUGAGAACGAUGGGACGGUUUAUAACAUCGGCAAUUGCUUUGGAAAAAAUUUUUCACUUGCCUACAACAUAAUACGGAUUCCCCCACUCCAGGCAGACAAGGAGGACCCGAUGAACAAGGCGGAGGUGGUGGUGCAGUUUCCUUGCAGCGACAGAUUUAAGCCCUCCUACGUUCACAGCUUCGGACUGACCCCGAACUACAUCGUGUUUGUUGAAACCCCGGUGAAAAUCAACCUGCUCAAGUUCCUCUCCUCCUGGAGCCUGUGGGGAGCCAACUACAUGGACUGCUUCGAGUCCAACGAGACCAUGGGGGUCUGGCUUCACGUGGCAGAGAAGAAAAAAGGGCGGCUCCUCAAUAUCAAGUACCGCACCUCAGCCUUCAACCUCUUCCAUCACAUUAACACCUACGAAGAUAACGGAUUUCUCAUUGUCGAUCUCUGCACCUGGAAGGGGUUCGAGUUCGUUUACAACUACCUCUAUUUAGCCAAUUUGCGGGCGAACUGGGACGAGGUGAAGAGGCAGGCGGAGAAGGCGCCGCAGCCCGAAGCGCGCAGAUACGUGCUGCCCCUCAACAUUGACAAGGCUGACACGGGCAAGAACUUGGUCACCCUGCCCUACACGACAGCCACAGCGACCCUGCGCAGCGACGAGACCAUCUGGCUGGAGCCAGAAGUUAUUUUCUCAGGCCCGCGCCAUGCCUUUGAAUUUCCACAGAUCAAUUACAAGAAAUACGGUGGGAGACCGUACACGUACACAUACGGGCUUGGACUGAACCACUUUGUUCCAGACAGGCUUUGCAAGCUGAAUGUUAAAACAAAGGAGACCUGGGUGUGGCAGGAGCCAGAUUCAUACCCCUCAGAGCCCAUCUUCGUUUCUCAUCCGGAUGCCCUGGAGGAAGAUGACGGGGUCGUGCUGAGCAUCGUGAUCAGCCCCGGCACAGGGCCGAAGCCCGCCUACCUCCUGAUCCUGAACGCCAAAGACAUGAGCGAAGUUGCCCGGGCUGAGGUGGAGGUGAACAUCCCCGUGACUUUCCACGGACUCUUCAAAAGAGCAUGACUGCUGCCUCAACUUGGUGCGUUAGGUUUCUUCCAGCUUUGAAAAGGUGCAGUUGCCAUUUGCAAGCACACCAAAAGUGACACUGAAGGAAUUUAGGUCAUUUCUUUGUAUGGCUAUUUAACUUAAGACUGAGUGUUUUGUUUUUGUCGAUGAUUCUUCAAAAUACUUAUCCAGGUACUUUUCAAAUGUACUUUGUGGCAUAAUUUCAAAAUGUACAGUACUAAGAACUAUACAGUUAAAAUAACGCAAGUUUUCUUUUACAAAUUCAAACUUUGCAGCUUCAGCAGAGGGAAAGAUGCAUGAAGUAGCCUUUUCUACAUAUUACCAUGUCUACAGGUAUUGAAUUUACACUGUGCUAUGUGCUCUUUCUGGUGCAUGCUUUGAAAAGAGGUAUUUUUAUCCUAUAGAAAUGUUGCUUGAACUUGCUUCCUAGUCUCUGUAUUCGUGUCCUCAGAGCAAGAUGAGUGGAGCCCUCCCAGAGCUGCUCUGGAAAUCUGAACUUGCCCGUUCAAAAAAAUCAGGCAAUUAUGGUUUAGGAUGAAUUUGCUUCAACUGAAGGCUGCAGAAUCACAACUUAAUCCUUCCUUUCCCAAAAAU